This is a messenger RNA of Drosophila ficusphila, 383 nucleotides long. RefSeq names its product proline, histidine and glycine-rich protein 1. The transcript has 2 exons. The coding region runs from base 33 to 230 and encodes 65 amino acids. NCBI's taxonomy places the organism in Eukaryota, Metazoa, Arthropoda, Insecta, Diptera, Drosophilidae. The record is from RefSeq and is a predicted model, not a curated record.
GGCCAACAGUCAGCAACUGGACAUUCGGAAAGAUGCAUCUGAACCUCAAAUACUUCAUUGGCUUUUUGCUGGUGCUGCUCUGCAGCGUUUUUGCGAGUGCCUAUCCUCAGGGUCCGGGAUGUGGUCCGCCACCCAGUGGAACGCCUCCUCCUGGACCUCGGCCAUCGGGUCCUCCGCCUGGAGGUCGCUGCGGACCACCGCCUUCGACCACAGCCGCGACCACUGGCUAAAUCGGUCCUGAUUCCCGAUUUCCGGAUUCCGACUCCAAUCCCAUUGAGGCUCCCCGACACGUCACAUAGGAAAAUCCUUUAGCUAAGUCUCCUUUCUUUUUUUUUUUUAUGACAAUCAAUUCAGUAUAAAUAUAUGUGUGUAUACUUGCUUUA